Drechmeria coniospora is the source of this 2139-nucleotide messenger RNA. Its product is annotated as pre-rRNA processing protein Esf1. The transcript has a single exon. Gene Ontology annotation, molecular function: RNA binding. Gene Ontology annotation, cellular component: nucleus. Gene Ontology annotation, biological process: rRNA processing. The record is from RefSeq and is a predicted model, not a curated record. Bases 1 to 2139 code for a protein of 712 amino acids. Lineage: Eukaryota; Fungi; Ascomycota; Sordariomycetes; Hypocreales; Ophiocordycipitaceae.
AUGAAGGGCCAAAAGAAGGACCGAGGCACUGCCUCUAGCCGCAUCGCCGAUGCGCGAUUCGCAAGCUUCGAAACCGAUCCCCGAUUUCGUCUGCCGUCCAAGAAACACGCCAAGACGACCAUCGACAAGCGCUUUGUGGGAAUGCUCAAGGAUGACGACUUCACGGCGACCGCCAAGGUGGACCGAUACGGCCGCAAGAUAAAAUCAGACACCAAGAAGAAGGCACUCCAACGCCUGUACCGGGCCGAAGAGGACGUUGAGGAUGAAGAGGACGAGGACGAGGACGAGGACGAUGGCGACGACCGAGACGAAACCGAGUUGGACGGCGACGACCUGGUCCAGAGAGAACUGCGGCGAGCCCACGAGAGGUCGGCAGAAAAGAAGCGUGACCCCGCCCGGUCCGGUGGCUUCUCCUCGUCGUCGUCCGAUUCCGACUCGGAUUCCGAUUCCGAUUCGGACGAGGACGAGGACGAGGGCGACGCCGGCGCCGAAGCCUCUCGGCCCGACAUGCAACGCUUCCAGGAUGAGCAGGAAGAGGUCGAGAGCGGCGAGGUGACGAACCGAAUAGCCAUCGUCAACUUCGACUGGGACCACGUCAAGUCCACCGACCUCAUGGCCCUCUUCUCGAGCUUCAUCCCCCCCAACUCCGGCAGCAUCUCCAAAAUCUCCAUUUACCCGAGCGAGUUCGGCAAGGAGCGCAUGCAGCAGGAGGAGGUCGAGGGGCCUCCCAAAGCCCUGUUCAAGAUCGCGGCCAAGGACUCGGACGAGUCCGACGACGACAGCAGCGACGGCGAAAGCGAGGCCGAUGCAGACGACGACAGCGACGGCGAGGCGUCAGACGAUAAGAUCAUGAAGGAGCUGAUGCAGGAGGGCGACGACCAAGACUUUGACAGCGACGCUCUGCGGUCGUACCAACUGGACCGACUGCGCUACUACUACGCCGUCAUGGUCUGCAGCAGCCCGCAGACGGCGCAGCAGAUCUACGAGGCCACCGAUGGCACCGAAUACCAGUCCUCUUCCAACGUCAUCGACCUGCGCUUCGUACCCGACGACGUCACCUUUGACGACGAGCCCCGAGACGAGUGCGACAGGAUCCCUGACUCCUACAAGCCCGUCGAGUUCGUGACCAACGCGCUGCAGAGUUCCAAGGUCAAUCUUACUUGGGACAUGCACCCGGAGGAGACGUCCCGCAAGGAGUCCAUCAAGAGGGCAUUUAGCGGCAGCCGAAACGACAUUGAGGAGAACGACCUGCGCACCUACCUGGCCAGCGACAGCGAGAGUGGCGGGCCGGAAGAAGGCUCCGACGGGGACGAAGAUGCCGAAGGAGAGGCACCCACGUUGUCCAAGAAGGAGCUAGCCAGAAAGAAGAUGCGAGAGGCGCUUGGCCUUGCCGAUGCGCCGGCGCCGAAAGCUUCCAACGAUGGGCCUGUCGGCGAGAUGCAGGUCACCUUUGCUCCCGCCCUCGCCGAGGACAAGCCCAAGGAGGCCGGGCAAGAAACGACCCUCGACAAGUACAAGCGCAAGGAGAAGGAGCGCAAGGACAGGAAGCGAAAGGCGUCCAAGGCCAAGCGAGAGGGUGCCGAAGCCGACGAGGACGACGCCGAAGCAGUCGAGGCCGAGGCUGACGAGGACCUCGGCUUCGACGAUCCCUUCUUCACCACGGACGGUCCAGCGCCUGCGACGAAAUCAUCUCUUCGCAAGGAAGAGCGGCUCAAGAAGCGCGAGGCCCGCCAAGCAGCGGAAGCGGCAUCGGCCGAGGAAAAGGCACUGCUCUCAAAGGUCAUGGCCGAGGGUGACGACGCGAACCAAGCCGAUCGUCUGGAUCAUUUCGACAUGAACGAGAUUGUGCGGGCCGAGAAGAAGAAGGGCAAGAAGGGCAAGAAGAAUAAGAAGGCGGCUGCUGACAAAGAUCGGGGGGGCCUCCAGGAAGAUUUCAACAUGGACGUCGGCGACGACCGAUUCAAGGCCGUCUUUGAGAGCCACGAGUUUGCCAUUGACCCAUCGAACCCGAAAUUCAAGGCAACCGGAGGCAUGACGAAGCUGCUCGAGGAAGGACGCAAGAAAAGAAAGGCCAACGAGGGCGAGGAGCGGCAGGAGGAGCGAAAGCCGGCCAAGAAGGCCAAGCCGGGCAGGCGAUGA